AACCCCCUCCCGCAAAGCAAGAUGGUUGCCAGUCGAAAACCCUGCCACAGUAUGUUUGUGUGCCCUGCAAUGGAUUGGCACCCUUGUCCAGGGUAUACCCCGCCCUGUACCCUAAGUCUCCUUGGAUUAGCUCCAGGCCCACCUGACCCUGUAUACAGGAUAAAGCUAAAGAUCCAGCAUCACUCCUGCACCGGGAUCUACAUCGGGACCAGCCGAGAUGAGCUCCAGGAUGAGCGGAGACGCCUGGCGACUCCGGCAGGAGGAGGAACCUCAGAGCCGAGGGCAGAUCAUCACCACCGGAACAUGGAUGGAGGAAGUUCUGCCAGGCAUGCCACCUGAUGGUGAUCUCCACUACGACACCGUGGAGAUUGUGCUGAAUGACAAUGAAUACAUUUAUGGCCAGGUAAGUAGAUCUGACAACUACGAAGAGGACAUUGACGAAGACAUGCCUCCCAGGAGAACACCGUGGUUGCGAGAAGAAGAUAAUGAUGACGAGGUUUAUGAUCUCAUUAAUACAGAGAGGAGCUCCUCCUCUUUGGGGAGCUUGCUCCCUAGAUUAGCGCGUUAUCACAACAUCAUUGUGUGUUGCAACAAUGAUGUUUUCUGGGAGAGAAGAAGGAGGGAACAAGUGACAGAUGAAGAGGACAACUAUGAAAAUCCUCCUCCCAGUCGAAGGCAGCGUUCGGAGGAAGAGGAGCUGAAUGAUUUGGAGAGAUCAUUUUCGGGAACUCAACUGCAUUCAACAUCAUCCUCUACCUUGGACAGUGAGCUGUUUAGUGACAGUGAAGAUUUUGAUGAUGUUGAGCAGGAUGACGACGACGAUGAGGAGUUGGAUCGCCGUGAUUCAGAGAGGCGCUCAUCCUCCUCAAGAAGCACGUUUCCUAACUUUGAGCGCAUGUCCUUUAGUAAUCUUUCCAGAUACGGUCUUGCCUUUGGGUGGAUACGAGGGCAUUACAUGCGUUCUGAAGAAUGACCUCAGUUGCCUGGAAACCUGCCAUGUCUGAAUGGUGUCUAACUUUCCAUUUACGGAUCUACUACACCUACCGCACCAGUCCUUGUAAACUUUGGCAACAAUUAGAUAGUACUUCUGGACCCGUUUCCAUUAACAUCCUAAUUAAUUAAUUAAUUGCUAAUGCGAAUUACAGUAAGCACCAGUAUUAGUAUUUCAUCUAUAGUAAGUAUUUCAACUGAAAUAUUACUUUAAACAUAUAUCAGUGGUAAGUAAAAAAAAAAAAAAAAGUGGUAAGUAGGUAAGUAUUUCAUUGCCAUGUUUCUGGGGACAGUAAAAAAAUAAAAAAUGUGGUAUUUUAUUCCUUUGCUUCUAGUGAUAACAUUUUAAAAAAGUAUUUAAUUCUAAUGUUUUUCAGCAGGCUCCAGGCUCUUUAAAAAAAAGAUGUUAUUAAUUUUUUUGUUUCUAGGGAUGGUCUUUAAAAAAGAAUUAAAUAUUUCUAGUUAUAAAAUAAUAUAAAGAUAUUAUUUCCAUGUUUCUGUCUUUAAAAAAAUGUGUUUUUAGGAAUAAUCUUUGAAAAAACAAACAAAAAAAGGAUUUUUUCCCCAAUGUUUCAGCGCACAGUGUUCUUAAAAAUGUAUAUUAAAAAUGUGCUAUUUUAUUCCUUUGUUUCGAGGGAUAGUAUCUUUUGUGUGCAUGUGUAUAA
Clarias gariepinus (North African catfish) is the source of this 1655-nucleotide messenger RNA. RefSeq names its product guanine nucleotide-binding protein-like 3 homolog. The coding region runs from base 218 to 973 and encodes 251 amino acids. The record is from RefSeq and is a predicted model, not a curated record. The transcript has 3 exons. NCBI's taxonomy places the organism in Eukaryota, Metazoa, Chordata, Actinopteri, Siluriformes, Clariidae.